CCCAUAUAGUUCCUAUGAAUGCCAUACAAUGUGCGUUUGACAGAAGCGCUGCUGUACGGUGUCAUACGGUUUAAACAUUCUUUCGCCAUUGAAAACGCAUCCGUUUCGUUACAGUUCAAUAUUUGACAUGGCUGAUACACAAUCUGCACCCGCAGCCCCAGCUGCCGCUGCAAAGAAGGCUGGCAAAGCUGAAAAGGCAGCCGCUCCAGCAGCCGCUGAGCGUACACAAUUAGUUUCAACCAGACGUCCACCAGCCCGUGGUCGUUUGUAUGCUAAAGCCGUUUUUACUGGCUACAAACGUGGAUUGAGAAAUCAACACGAAGGACAAGCAAUCUUGAAGAUUGAUGGCUGCCGCAAGAAGCAACACGGUAGUUUUUACGUUGGCAAGCGAUGCGUGUAUGUGUUCAAAGCCAAAACACGCAAAUCUUUACCACAAAAACCAUACAUCAAAUCACGAGUACGCGCCAUUUGGGGAAAAGUGACCCGAUUGCACGGUAGCACUGGCUGUGUACGCGCUCGAUUCCGCAAGAAUUUGCCAGGACACGCCAUGGGACAAUCAAUCCGUAUUAUGCUCUAUCCAUCAAGAAUUUAAGCGUAUCCCACAUUGGAAGUUGUACCACCCGUGAAAGAAAUUUUGUUUUUUAAAAAAUGAAAUUAAUU
This is a messenger RNA of Contarinia nasturtii (swede midge), 660 nucleotides long. RefSeq names its product 60S ribosomal protein L35a (gene RpL35A). Gene Ontology annotation, cellular component: cytosolic large ribosomal subunit; ribosome. The record is from RefSeq and is a predicted model, not a curated record. The transcript has 4 exons. Gene Ontology annotation, molecular function: structural constituent of ribosome. NCBI's taxonomy places the organism in Eukaryota, Metazoa, Arthropoda, Insecta, Diptera, Cecidomyiidae. Gene Ontology annotation, biological process: ribosomal large subunit biogenesis; cytoplasmic translation. Bases 128 to 592 code for a protein of 154 amino acids.